UUUUUUUCUUUUUUUCUUUUCUCCAAUCGUAAAUUCAGCUUUAUCUUUUGUCUCUGUUUCGCAUUGCUCUGUCCAAUCAGCCAUUCGCACCCUGCGCUCAGCUAAUUUUUUACUUCUUUUUUUUGCACAACCAACCACCACGAUCGGAUUCACCACACCCGAGACUAACCGGAAAAAAACAUAAUGUUUGCAAGAUUCAGACCUAGCAUGCUCAACACCGCUGCCGGACGCAGCGCCCAGGCACUGCGUGCGAGCGCAUGCCGCCAGUUCAGCGCAACCAGCCUAGCACGCAGCGACGCCAUAUUUAUUCACCGCGACACGCCCGAGAACAACCCCAGCAUCCCGUUUAAAUUUGACUCUAAAAACAUGGACGAGGCAAGUAAGAUUAUUGCCAAGUACCCGCCCCAGUACAAGAAGGCAGCCAUGAUCCCCCUUUUGCACCUUGCCCAAAAGCAGAACGGCUGGACCUCCAUUUCGGUCAUGAACUAUAUUGCAAAGUUUAUCGAGGUUCCUCCCAUGCGCGUUUACGAGGUCGCGACCUUUUACACCAUGUUCAACCGCAACCCUGUCGGCAAGUACUUCCUGCAAGUGUGCACAACGACGCCCUGCGAGCUGUGCGGCUCGUCAAAGAUUAUCGAGGCUGUUGAGAACCACCUUGGCAUUAAGGUCGGUCAGACCACAUCAGACAAGUUGUUUACGCUAGUCGAGGUCGAGUGUGCGGGCGCCUGCAUCAAUGCGCCGGUCAUCUCGGUCAACGACGACUACUUUGAGGAUUUGACGCCUGAGGCCACAGUAAAGCUCCUGGACGAUCUCAAGGCCGGAAACCCCGUCACCCGUGGCCCCGUCAGCGGGCGCAAGAACUGUGAGCCUCUCGGGAAGCAGACCACGCUCACCACGACUCCGCCCGGCCCUGGCUUUAUGAUCCGCGCUGAUUUGUAAUUUUUCAACAACACGAACAAAAUAACUCUAACAACGACAGUUUAUUUAAUCCAUUAAAAUGCACCAAGCUUGAAGACAGCAUUUCGGGCUGCAUGGGCGCAGUAUGAGCAACAACGGUAACCACGGUUUCGUUGACGUCAAUUUGUAUUAUUUGUAUUAAAGUUAUUGUGAUUGUGGUUGUGGUUGUGGUUGUGGUUGUG
This is a messenger RNA of Kickxella alabastrina, 1139 nucleotides long. Its product is annotated as thioredoxin-like [2Fe-2S] ferredoxin-domain-containing protein. The transcript has a single exon. Lineage: Eukaryota; Fungi; Kickxellomycota; Kickxellomycetes; Kickxellales; Kickxellaceae. Bases 184 to 939 code for a protein of 251 amino acids. The record is from RefSeq and is a predicted model, not a curated record. Gene Ontology annotation, molecular function: NADH dehydrogenase activity.